This is a messenger RNA of Microdochium trichocladiopsis, 1313 nucleotides long. Its product is annotated as glycosyl hydrolase family 61-domain-containing protein. Gene Ontology annotation, biological process: carbohydrate metabolic process. Gene Ontology annotation, cellular component: extracellular region. The record is from RefSeq and is a predicted model, not a curated record. Gene Ontology annotation, molecular function: cellulose binding. The coding region runs from base 59 to 1087 and encodes 342 amino acids. NCBI's taxonomy places the organism in Eukaryota, Fungi, Ascomycota, Sordariomycetes, Xylariales, Microdochiaceae. The transcript has 2 exons.
GAUCACCAUUGUCUUCUCUUGGCAAGACAUCAGACAUUAUCAAAGACAGGCCAUCACCAUGAGAUCGACUUAUAUCCGAGCUCUCGGUUGUGCUCUUGGAGCCACCCAAGUCGCGGCUCAUGCCACGUUCCAGAACUUGUGGGUGAACGGUGUUGAUUAUAUAACUCAGUGUGCCCGCCUCCCGUCGAGCAACAGCCCCGUCACCAACGUCGCGUCCAACGACAUCCGCUGCAACGCUCCGAAUGUCGCAGUGUCCAAGAAAUGCCCCGUGCCCGCGGGUUCGACCGUGACGGUGGAGAUGCACCAGCAGAACGGUGACCGUUCGUGCAGCAACGAGGCCAUCGGCGGCGCCCACUACGGCCCCGUCCAGGUGUACCUGUCGUCCGUGUCCGACGCCACCAAGGCCGACGGCAGCUCGUCCUGGUUCAAGAUCUUUGCCGACACCUGGGCCAAGAACUCGGCCGGCGGCUCCGGGGACGACGACUUCUGGGGCACCAAGGACCUCAACAAGUGCUGCGGCCUCAUGAACGUCAAGAUCCCCUCGGACAUUGCGCCCGGCGACUACCUGCUGCGCGCCGAGGCUCUGGCCCUGCACACGGCCGGCAGCUCGGGCGGCGCCCAGUUCUACAUGACGUGCUUCCAGAUCACCGUGUCGGGCUCUGGGUCCGCCAAGCCAGCCGGUGUAAGCCUGCCCGGAGCAUACAAGGCCUCGGACCCGGGCAUCCUCGUCAACAUCCACGCCCCGAUGGCCGGCUACACCGCUCCCGGCCCGGCCGUGUACUCGGGCGGCAGCGUCAAGGUCGCCGGGUCGGGCUGCGCCGCGUGCGAGUCGACCUGCAAGCCCGGCAGCGGGCCGACGGGCACCAUCGGGGGAGGCGGCACCACCUCGCCGACGUCGACUACUGGCGGCGGCGGCAACGGCGGCGGUGCGAGCAGUACUACUACCGGCGGCGGUGGCUCGGCUCCGACCGGCUGCACUGUUGCAGCGUACGGGCAGUGUGGUGGUCAGAGCUACACGGGUUGCACGACGUGUGCCUCUGGGUCCUGCAAGAAGCAGAACGACUUUUACUCGCAGUGCAUUCCGUAGAGCACGAUCUCAGAUAGCUGUGGCCAGUUAGUUUCUUGUCGAAGGUGGUGAGAAGCUGAGUGUGUGUAGCUUCGGAGCCGGAGUCGAAUCCAACGAAUGAUAUACUUGCAGGACCUGAUGUCGCAAGCUGAUACAUCGUGAGCGAUGUGAGAGUCGUUGAAGAUGAGGUGAACAGUUCUAGUAUACUUUAUUAAUGAUUACAAUGAGAUCUAUGGUUAUAUGAUGC